Molecule: messenger RNA, 9018 nt
Organism: Drosophila obscura
Lineage: Eukaryota; Metazoa; Arthropoda; Insecta; Diptera; Drosophilidae
Gene: gpp
Product: histone-lysine N-methyltransferase, H3 lysine-79 specific
Exons: 8
Coding region: 1438-8349 (2303 amino acids)
Biological process (GO): DNA damage checkpoint signaling; DNA repair; regulation of transcription regulatory region DNA binding
Cellular component (GO): nucleus
Molecular function (GO): histone H3K79 methyltransferase activity
Source: RefSeq, a predicted model, not a curated record
UAUACAUAGUUCAUAAAUAAUAAAGUUAAUUAUAGUGUUGAUAAAGUGAACUGGCGGUUUCAGCAAAACUCUCGUCCCCCCCACUACUACUACUACUACACCUCCCCACUACUAUCGCAUGUGGCAUGUUCUUACACCUCGCGUGCCGCCAAAAUAAAAGUGUUUAUAAAACGGAUUCCACAAAAUACAACGAAUGGAAAGGAUCCAACAACUUUUAAAAGAUUGAACGAAGAGUGUGAGAGGCGUCGGCUAACAGUGGAAGAAGCAGCCAAAAGAAAAAAGAAAAAAAACAGCAGCAGCAAUAGGAAGAAGUGAGAAGGCAGAUAAGCAGCAGCCAGAGCGGAGGAAUAUAGCAUUUCGAAGCCGGCAAAGAAGCAGCAGUCGAAAAAGGAAGCUGAGAAAGAAGCAGAGCAGCAGCAGCUCAGCCGGCAGAGAAAUAACAGCAAAAAAGGGACAGAAGCAGCCGGCAGAGCGCUGACUGCGCAAAAAAAUACUCGAAAAUAAAACAUUUUGUACAUACAAAAAUAACGUUUAACAACACUAAGGAUAAGGCGCUUUUGCAAUAUGCAUAAUAACGGUAAAUGGCAAACCAUGCGUCCCCUGGAACGCAGUGGAAUGAAACCAAGGAACAGUUGGAAUGCCAGCAACGAUCUUUAAAUGCAAAAAAGGCGGAGGAAUUUCCCAAAGAAAAACUAUCGAUGAAGAAAAUGUUGCUGAACAUUGAGGAAAAUGCAUCGUUUUCUUAGCAUACAGCAAAAUAUAAAAUUACGCAACUAUCAUCAGUUACUUUUGUAUUUUGGGGCAUUACCAACACUGGCUGCCACUGCUGCUGGAGGAGGAGGUACGAAGAAGGGAACGAAGAAGAGAACGGGAAGAGGAAGUCGAGGAGGAAGGAUCUGCAGAAGGAUAGCAGAAGGAGCAAGAAGAGCUGGAAGGAAACAGCAGCAGCAGAAGCAGCAUCUAAAAAGCAGUUACAUAACGUAACAAUAAACGUAACGCAACGUAAAGUUACGUGAAGAGAUAAAGAGAGGGAGAGAAGAGUAUAAAUAAUAAUUAUUAUUAGCCCAAUACAUACAUUAUUAAACCCAACGCUGCCACUGUUCCUAAGACAAAAAAAAAAAAACCAACCACAAACAAAACCAGAAGAAAAAGAAACCAUAAAACGUAGCCGUAGUCCUUAAACGUAACCCAUAAACGUAAACGUAAACGCAAACGCCUUUACACACGACACACUCGACACCAGAAUCCUAUCUAAAUCCUAUGCCAAUUUUUUUGAUCAUCAUCAAAAACCAUUAACAAACAAUAAUACAACACUGACUAGUGUUUACCAACACUACCACCCACCACCACCACAACCACAUCUGCGAUCAUUAAACCUCCCUUGCCACAAAACGACGGCUGUGGCAAACGAGGGAGGCGACGACGCAAACGAAGAAUAUGGCAACACCGCAAGUCAAGGACUUGGUGUUGCGUUCGCCCUCUGGCUCCCCGGAAACGAUUGCCUAUGCCUGGCCCCUACAGAUUGGCCAUGGACAGGAUAAGCAUGAUAAUGGCAUCGAUAUCAUUGAUACCAUUAAAUUCGUUUGCGAUGAUCUGCCAUCGAUACAAUCGGCCUUCGAGGAGAUCAAUCUCAAUCAAAUUGACACUGCCUGCUAUAAGACUAUGACAAAUCUUGUCGAUCGCUUCAACAAGGCCGUCGACAGUAUUGUUGCAUUGGAAAAAGGAACGUCACUGCCCGCCGAGCGAUUGAAUAAGUUCGCUCACCCUAGCCUUCUAAGACACAUUUUGCAAUUAGUUUACAAUGCUGCCGUUCUCGAUCCGGAUAAACUCAACCAAUACGAGCCCUUCUCACCGGAGGUCUACGGCGAAACAUCGUACGAAUUGGUACAACAGAUGCUCAAGCAUGUCACCGUCGGCAAGGAGGAUACGUUUAUUGAUCUCGGUUCCGGUGUGGGACAAGUGGUACUCCAAAUGGCCGGAUCCUUCCCACUGAAGACAUGCAUUGGCAUCGAGAAAGCCGAUACACCCGCACGCUAUGCCGAACGAAUGGAUUUGUUCUUUCGCCAGCAUAUGAGCUGGUUUGGCAAACGCUACUGCGAGUACAAACUGAUCAAGGGCGAUUUCCUUGUGGAUGAACAUCGCGAGAAGAUCACCUCUUCGACGCUGGUUUUUGUGAAUAAUUUUGCCUUUGGCCCGACGGUCGAUCAUCAGCUGAAGGAGCGCUUUGCGGAUCUACGCGAUGGUGCCAGGGUUGUAUCCUCCAAAUCGUUUUGUCCUUUGAAUUUUCGGAUCACCGAUAGAAACCUUUCGGAUAUUGGCACCAUAAUGCAUGUGAGCGAAAUACCGCCACUGAAGGGUUCUGUUUCGUGGACCUGCAAGCCCGUUUCGUACUAUUUGCAUGUGAUUGAUCGCACCAUAUUGGAGCGAUACUUUCAGCGGCUGAAAACCAAAGGUGGCAACGAUCAUCACGAGCAUGUUGGUACCGUUCGCACCACACGUGAUCGAGCCAAGCGUGAGGCAAAUAUUGGACAGCAGCAAAAUAAUCAUCAUAAUCAUCAUAACAAUCACAACAACAACCACAACAACAACAACAACAACAACAGCAACCAUCAGCAGCGGGAAAGAGAGCAAUCGAACGGACCGACCGGAGCGACCAUCACUCAGCGCCAUCAAUCGCAAUCCCCAGCAAAUGUUAGCGGCGGCGGACUAGCAGCAGGAGGAGGAGCAAGUGUCACAGCAGCUGCCUCCAAGACACGCCAGCAGUUGCAGCAGCAACAGCAGCAGCAGCAACAACAGAGGAGUCUCGACAUGGAGAGCAGCACGGAGAGCGAUGGCGAAGCAACGAAUGGCAAUGGUGGCAACACCACCACGGCCACAACCGCCACAUCCGUCUCGAAUGGCGGCGGCGGCGGUGGCAGCAGUGGACCCAUGACCCGACGCCUGUGGUAUGACUUUUCCAGCUCGAAAGGCAAGAGCUCGCAGUCGGAUGAUGAGGAGAACAACAACAGCAACAGCAAUGGGGCCAACACCAGUGUCACGGGUCUGCGGCAGGCGCGUGCUGCCACGCAGAAGAAGCGGAAAAAACUCACCCGAAAGGCGGCAAUUGCCAGCAAGUCUGCGGCGGCGGCCCAGAGGGAAGCGGAGGCAGCGGCCGCUGCGGCUUUGGCCAGCAAGGAGUCGUCCUCGAAGGAGGAUGCACCGCGUGCCGCCAGCGCAGGGCCUGGGCGCAAGGGACGCAUGAAGAAGGGAGUCGGUGGUGGCAGGGGUAGAAAGUCCCUGAAGAUCGUGGGAUUGGAUGCGCUGCACAAGCAGACGGUUCUGAGUACCACACAGGAUUCGGCGGCCAAGAAGCUGCCAGCGGCACCGGGCACCGUCGAUCAGCAGUUGACGUCGCUGCUGACGGAGACAAUGUCCCAUCGGGAGCUGGACAUACCAGCAGCGCCACAGGACACACCCUACGGCCUGCAGAUCCUGCUCGAGUGCCUGCGUUCACAGUACAUGUCCUUUAUGGAUGUGAUGAAAUCGAGCGCCUAUCUGCCGCAAAUCCAAAAGAACAUUGCCCAGGAGCAGGAGCGCAUGUCGCGGCUGAAGAACCGUGCGAGUCAGCUGGAUAAGCAGAUCAAAGUCCUGAUUGACGACAGUGUGGCGCUGCUCAAAGUGCGAAUGAAUGAGCUGGGCAUCAAUGUGAAUUCGCCCAAUGAUCUGAUUGCCCAAGCCAAGGAGAUUGUGGGCAGGCACAAGGAUCUGCAGCAUACGGUGAGCAAAAUGCGUAACGAGGUAACCUUCUACGAGGGCGAACAGAAGAUGCUGCUCAGCAAGCAGCUGAAGAACCUGCCGGAAUAUCAGAAACUGUGCGGCAAUGGUCCCAUCAAUGGCAAAGUGAAGCUGGAACUGCCGUCAGAGUUCUCGGAGACGACAGCCCACGAGUUGGUCCUAAAGGAAAUAGCAAAUACCCUAAGCCAAAGGAAGAAGCUGUACGCUCAAGUGUCCACCAUUGAACAGGAGACGACAGUGCUGCAAAAGAGCGCCGAGGACAGGAGCACAGCGGCCUCACUGCUGGCCCAAGGCACAAACAUUAGUUUGGCCACCAGCAGCAGCAGCAGUACCAGCAGCGGCGCCAGUUCCGCUGUUUUAGCGGCCUCAACUGCCUCAAAUUCAUCCUUGAAUCCUGCCCCACCCAAAGCCAAUAGCGUGAAGGGUUCCCGACGCAGUCGCGAACAUCGCGUGCGCUCACAGGAGUGGCCCGAGGUGCCCGAAGUGGGGAAGAUCCAGGAGGAAAAUCCCGAAGUGCUGGCUCUGAAAAUUGUGGAAACUUGCCGGCAGAUCGAGGCAGGCACCUUCCAGGCAAAGACUAGCGUGCCGCCGUAUCAAUUGAAUGGCAAAAAUAAGGAGCCACAAAUGACGCAAAUGCCCAUUGGUGCCGCUGCGGUGAGCAUUAAAUCCGCACCAGGAGCAGCAGCAGCGGGAGGACAUCAUUACAAGGAUAGCACUUUGAUGCCAGCACCAAAGCAACAACAGCAGCAACAGCAGUUGCAAGUGCAACAGUUGCAGGUGGCACCUUCGCUGCUGCCCAAAUGCGAGCUGCCUGGAAUGGGCAUGGGCAUGGGAAUGGGUUUGGGUUUGGGUAUGGGAGGACUCUCCUCCGCUGCCAUUUCUGCUGCGUGUCGCAAGCAGGAAUCCCCGAAGGUGGCAAACUUUGAGGACCGUUUGAAGAGCAUCAUUACGACAGCGCUGAAUGAGGAUCAAGAGCAAAGGAGCAAGGCCAUACCAACAGAAAUGCCAGCACAACCAUCUCCAUCGCCACUGCAUAGUCCCGUCUCGAAGAGGAGCAAACAGCAGCAGCACCACCAGCAACAGCAACAGCAGCAGCAGCUGCCGCCUUCGAAUCUGCACAACAUCAUUACGGUGUCCACCCAGGGAUUAAUGCAUCUGAAUGCGAAUACAACCAUUUCCCCCAUCACACCACCACUGCCGGGACCCGGAGCGGGGGCCACAGCCUCGACGGCACCACCACCGCCGGCAAAUCUGCCCUACGGCGCAUAUGGCGGCAAGAGCACGCCUUCGGGCAAAUAUCAGGCAUCAAAGGAGCAGCACAACAAGUACUCCCCGGCCAGGCAGCACACACCCUCCUCGGGCGCCGCCUCAGUGCCGCCACCGCCUCAGGUACCGGUCUCCUCCCACAUGGCAGCGCUGUAUGCGGCCGGACAGCCUACGCCUCCGACGCCGGCGGAUUUGGGCUACCAGCGUCGUCGCAGUUCGAUGAGUGCCAGCAGCUAUGAGCAUUUCAUUGUGCAACAACAGCAGCAGCAACAGCAGCAUGCACUGAUGAUGGCUGCUGCAGCACAUGUGGCACAGCGACAGCGAGUCGAGGAGCAUCAUCAGCAGCAGCAGCAGCAACAACAUCGAUUGCAACAGCAGCAGCAACACCAACAGCAGCAGCAGCAGCAACAUCUCCAUCAUCAUCAUCAUCCACAUCAUCCGCAUCCGCAUUCGCAUCCGCAUCCGCAAGAGUUCAAGGCCCCACCUGCGGAUAAUUUGCUGCAACGUUCGAGCAGUCGCGAUCAAUUGGUAGAGCCGCCACAGCAGCAGCAGCACAUGGAGCUGCUGCCAAGAGCAAGUUCCGCCAACUCGGACUACGGUGCAUACCGCGUACGGCCGCCCAGUCGCCCGAGUUCGAACUCCUCGCAGCCGGACUACACGCAAGUGUCGCCCGCCAAGAUGGCGUUGCGUCGCCAUUUGUCGCAGGAGAAGCUCAAUCAGCAUGUGACGCCACAGCCCACACCGCCACCGCAGGGACCGUUGCCACAGCCGCCACCCACGGGCAAGACCAUUGGGGAUCUGGUGAAUGGAGAGAUUGAGCGCACACUGGAGAUCUCCCAUCAGACGAUCAUCAAUGCGGCUGUCAACAUGAGCACCAGUGGGACCCAGUUCAUGGAGAGAGGCUUCAAUGAACGGGCUGCGUCCAAUGAACGGCUGCUCAUCAAUCUGAAUGCCCAGCGACCAGAGCGAGUGCAUGUGAGACCCCUGUCGGAGGAAUCCCAGGAGGCACAUCCCACGAAUUAUGUCGCCAGCGGAGGUGGUGGGGCAGCAGCAGCACAAGCCGCGGCUGCUGGACAGGGCAGCAACAACAGCAAUCUGGCGACCCUGGCCCAUGUAGCGUACGUACAGAAGAGCACACCACAGAGUGGCGGUCGAACGGCAACGCCAGCAACACCUACGCCCGCACGUUCUGGCAGGGAUUCGUAUCAGACAGUGGCGCUGCCACGAGCGGAGAUGAAGGGCUGCAUUGAGGCGUACUUCCAUGAGGAGCAAAAGACAAAGAGUGUGGGAGGUGCAGGAGCAGCAGCAGCAGCAGGAGGAGCGGCAGCAUUAAGAGGACCCCGUCUGAAUGGCGCAAAUCCUCCACUGGAGGGUCUCGCUGCCUCGCUGCAGGAUCAUGUGCGUGCCAGGAAAUAUAAGGAGGAAACAGAAGAGCGACAACGACGUGCAGCAGCAGCUGCCUCAUCCUCCGCCACAGCGACACCAUCUGCAGUAGCAGUCGAUUUGCAGCAGCAUUAUGGACAGGCCCCACCCGCCCAUAGCUAUCUACAUCAUCCGAUCCAUCCUGGAGCAGCGAGUUUGAAUGGCAGCAACAGCAGCAGUACACCGCACAAAGUGGAGCUUGGGGUCAAGCGAACGUCUCCUUUGGCGCCGCAUCAACAGCCGCCGCGACCCUCAAAGAUACCACACUAUGAGCAGCCGCCGCAUGUCCAUGCCCAUUCACAUUUGUAUGCCAAUGGGGGACAGGUGUUGCCACCGCCACCGGCACAUGAUGCCACGACGCCCUCGCCAACGCCUUCAUCCUCUUCAUCGUCGUGUGGCAGACGCAGCCAUAAUAACAAUGGGAAAAUGCUGGUUGAACCACCACUGCUCAUGAGUCCGGAGAUCAAUUCCCUGAUGGGUGAUGAGCGACCGUUGCAACUGUCCACGAAUCCACAUCAUCUGAUGCAGCAGCACCACCACCAGCAGCAGCAGCAGCAACACCACCAUCAGCAGCAGCAAUCCCAGCAGCAGCAGCUGAGAGUCGCUGGACAUUUGGGACAUUCCCAUGGCCACAGUCAUAGCCAACACCACAGCAACAGCCACAGUCAUAGUCACAGCCACAGCCACAGCCAGAGCACCACUCCCACAUUGGGGGUAAUGCAACGCAAUGCCAAUGCCAACAAUAAUGCCGCCGAUGAUGAUGAUGUCAUUGCCGCUGAUGAUGAGUCCCAUUGGCAGCAUCGCGUGAGCUCUGGUUUCGAUCGAUUGGUGGCCUUUGCCAGCACCGAAUUGGACAAGACACGACGCAGCAUUGAUGGCGAUACAGUGCCGGCUUCCAUCAGUUGCAACACAUCGCCGGAUUCGGGUAUCACGCACAGCAGCAGCAAUUCGGAUGCAGUGCGCACGUUUCUGUCUACGUCGUCCAGCUCCUCGCAAUUGGAGCUGCCGAUUGGUAGUGGUGGCAGCGGCAGCAGCACCCACAGUUUGUACGGCAGCAGCCAGGUGCACAAUCUGAGCAACCAUUUGCAGCAGCACAACAACAGCGGUAGUGGCAGCAGCAGCAGUGGCAGCAGCAACAGCAGCGCCAACAACAUGGCGCAUCAUCAUCAUCAGCAACAACAGCAGCAGCCGCUGCAACAGUUGCAGUCACAGCAGCACCAACAGCAGCAGCAGCAUCAUCAUCUGACGGAUCAUCUGAGCGACAGCAGCAUGAAGUCCACGGCUGGUAGCUCCCUGAAAACCGUCUCCCCGGUGGAUCCCAGUGCCAUUGACUCGCCGCCGCUGUCGGAUGUGGGCCUGCCACGGACCCCGAGUCCGAGUGCCGCCAGUGUGGCCAUGCCGCCGCUAGCAAUUGCUCCCUUGGGGCUGGGCAACGAGUUGGGUAUACCACUGAAGUACCAGCGCAAGUCGAAGAGCGGCUCGGAGAAGCACUACAAGAAGAAGUUCUGCGAGCGGAACUGGGAGUACGACUGCGACGAGCUGUUGGCGUACUCCAAUUCCAGUGCGCCGCCCACAGCAGCCGAUGCAGCUGGCAAUGGGCCGCCCGCACUGCUGGACACGCCGAGCGGAGUUGGAGCAGUUGUGUCCACCAUGAUGGGCGGUAAAUCGGGAAAAUCCCCAAAAGAGAAAUCAUCGCCGCAUCACAGUGCCAACCAUAAUGCAGGCUACCAUCACAAAUCAUCCAAGUUCCGGCCGAAAGGCAAGGACUGGGACUGGUCGCUGGACAGCCGCAGUCAGACAGGCGACGGGUUGCUGCCACCCACAUGCCCCCCGAAUGGAGCGAACAACAAUAAUAAUAAUAACACCACCACCACAACGAGUAAUUAAUUUAGUAAACUAAUUUAGUUCAAUUUGCUGAAUGGAAAAAGGAAAUGAAAUCCAAAAACCCAUGAAAAAUCCAAACCCCCCAUGCGCCACAAAAGUAUGCAAUGCUUAAUGCUCUUUUUAGCCAGUUUAUAUUUGAAUGGAGAGGAAGUGCACAGUGCACACACGAUAUGGUGGAUUAUAUUGUAUGUAUUUAAAAAAAUAAAUGAAAAGAGUUUUUUAUAAUUUUAACUAAAUGAAUUGUGUUUUUUCCGCAUAGUUAACUUAUUGUAUAGCCCCCCAACCCUCCCUCACAUUUGUUUUCAGUUCUGUCCUGCCCGGCCCCUUCUCUUAUAUAUAGUUAUUGUCCUGCCCAGCCCCCUACUACUACUACUACUACUAUAACUACAACUAAAACUAGUGUGUUUUUAUUUGAAAAUUGCAAACAUUUUAAAUUAGGCUAGACACGUUUUUUCGUAUUAGUUUUAUAAGAGAACGAGUUUGAGGAUGAUAAUGAUAAUGAGCCCCCGAGAAUGAGAACCCCCCACACUUUGCUGAUUGAACAAUGUUACUGACUUUCUAUAUUACCGAUUACCAAUUAUUACUAUUAUGUAUUUAAUUAUUUGUCUCUUUUAUUGUUUAAUUACGUUUUUUGUCCCUAAGUUGAAAGUUUUUGCCUUUAUUAUUAAUUUU